UUCAUUUGAACAAAGAGUUCUAUUUUAUCUAUCCAAUAUUAACCUUUUUUUCUCUCUCCACCCUUCCCCUCUAGGCCUGUAAGUCCAUGUGUAUGUGGGUCCUUGCCAUGGACUCAUACUCCCAUGUAUUCCGGACAGUGGAACCUAAACGUGCUAAGUUGGCAGAGGCCCAGAAGGAGUUAGAUGGGGUGAUGAAGAUGUUGAAGGAGAAACAGGACCAACUGGCUGAAGUCGAGGCCAAGAUCGCCGAACUCCAGGCCACGUACGACAACAGCGUCAGAGAGAAACAGAAGCUGGAGAGGAAUAUCGCCACGACCGCCGCACGACUCAAACGUGCCGCUAAACUGACAACCGCCCUGGGUGACGAACAGGUCCGCUGGGCCGAAACAGUCAAGGACUUCAACAAGCAGAUAGGUAAUGUGGUGGGAGAUGUAUUUGUGUCCACAGCCUGUGUGGCUUACUAUGGAGCCUUCACCAGUAACUACCGACAUGAACUCGUGGAACAAUGGACCAAUCGCUGCAUAGAACUAGAAAUCCCCGUCACCCCGGGAAUGACCAUCGUGUCCGUUUUAGCUGAUCCGUUCGAGAUUCGGCAGUGGAAUUCUGACGGACUUCCCAAAGAUCAGCUGUCUACGGAGAACGCCAUUCUCGUCACUAGGGGGCGUCGCUGGCCGCUGAUGAUUGACCCUCAAGAGCAGGUAACCACUAGAUGUUAUGGUAUUUACUAG
Molecule: messenger RNA, 728 nt
Organism: Saccostrea cuccullata (small rock oyster)
Lineage: Eukaryota; Metazoa; Mollusca; Bivalvia; Ostreida; Ostreidae
Product: dynein axonemal heavy chain 6-like
Exons: 3
Coding region: 87-728 (213 amino acids)
Biological process (GO): microtubule-based movement
Cellular component (GO): dynein complex
Molecular function (GO): minus-end-directed microtubule motor activity; dynein intermediate chain binding; dynein light intermediate chain binding
Source: RefSeq, a predicted model, not a curated record